AUGACCAACAAUAAUGGCAACAAUCACAGAGUUGUCAAUGUUGAUAACACGACAAGCACCAAUAUUAUCAUUCAAUUAAAUCCCGCAUCCCAAUUACCCAUCAAACUAAGUGGUGGUCACAACUUCGCCACCUGGAAAGCUCAAUUUUCCAUGCUUAUGUAUGGCUACAACUACUUUGGCCAUCUCAAUAGAACCAGUCCGUCCCCUAGUCGCACGAUUACCCCCGGCACGAAUAUCUCUCCCAAUCCUGCCUUCUUAACUUUGUUCCGUCAAGAUCAACUCAUCAAGCAUGCUCUCAUGGCUUCUGUGGAACACACUAUUUCUCCUAGUGUUUCAGCCCCUGACUCGGCUAAAUCAACUUGGGAUGCCUUGCAUACAACUUAUGCGAACAAAUCUCAAACUCGAGUCUUCAGUCUGCGUGAGCAUCUUGCCCGUAUCACUAAGGACUCUCGCUCCAUUAAUGAAUAUAUUCAUACUAUUUGGUCCUUUUCGGAUGAGUUAGCCACUGCUGGUGCUCCUGUUUCCAAUCCUGAACUCAUUGUCAAAAUACUUCGUGGUCUAGGUCCUGAAUUUCGUGAAAUAUCUGUUGCCAUUCGUGCACGUGAUACGCCUAUCUCCUAUGAGGAACUGUUUGAAAAGUUACUAGACUUUGAACUCUUCCUCCUCCACGAGGAUGCUAAGAAACUAUCUAGUACCAUCACUGCUGUAGUUGAUACUUCCACUAAAUUCAACUCCAAUAAUUGCAACAACUGUAGACAAACCAACAACUCUCAACAAUGGCGCCAGAACUUGCGUCCAAGCGCUCCACCAUAA
Solanum lycopersicum (tomato) is the source of this 813-nucleotide messenger RNA. Lineage: Eukaryota; Viridiplantae; Streptophyta; Magnoliopsida; Solanales; Solanaceae. The record is from RefSeq and is a predicted model, not a curated record.